Messenger RNA from Saccostrea echinata, 3638 nucleotides. RefSeq names its product ras association domain-containing protein 2-like. The record is from RefSeq and is a predicted model, not a curated record. Lineage: Eukaryota; Metazoa; Mollusca; Bivalvia; Ostreida; Ostreidae. The transcript is spliced from 11 exons. Gene Ontology annotation, biological process: signal transduction. Bases 372 to 1835 code for a protein of 487 amino acids.
CGAGGAUUGCAAGCUUGACAACUCGGAGAACAGUUCAAUAGUGAAACAUUCCUAGUGGAUAAAACAUUGUUUUCAACGAGGAUCAGCUCUAGUUUUUCAAAUCCUACCAAAUGUGGACUUUAAACUUGAAUAUAUACUUGAAAUGUUUACACCUGGUGUUGAUUUGAAUACCCACUUUGUUCGGUUUCAAUGGUCGAUGUCUUAUCGACAUGCUCUGUGAUUUCUCAAUGCCACUGAUUCCUGUAACACAGUUCACAGAAGUUUAAUUGUAAACCAAUUUUCUGUGUUUAUAUCGGGAUUUUUAGGCUCUAUGCAGAUAGGGAGAUGAAUCAAGAAUCAAUAGUUGAUAGUCUCUGGAACUAACGUUUGUCAUGGAUAAAUGUCCCAAGUGCGGAAAAACUGUCUAUUUUGCCGAAAGAAAGACUUCGCUGGGAAAGAACUGGCAUCCUAACUGUUUGAAAUGUGAAGAGUGUGGAAAAAUCCUAUCUCCGGGCCAACAUGCGGAGGGGAAAGGACUGCCAUAUUGUCACAAGCCGUGUUAUGCCAAGCUAUUUGGACCCCAAAUGAUGGGAUAUGGUUCCAAUGUGGUGUCACCCGCAAAUUUUAAGAGAAUCGGUGACGGUACACUUUAUAACGGAGAAUAUGAUUUUGAUUUGAAAGAAGUGUUCGAAAGUGGAAAAAUGAUACACAGUAACGGUAGUCCACAGCACAUUGUGAGUCCUAAACAGAAACGCAAUUCUCACGACGUGACGGAAGCCAAAGCAGGCCCAAAUCAAAUCAUGGAGUUCGACUUUUUCUCUAGGACUUUUAAUGGUUCCCCAAAGAAAAGUCCACAGAAGAACAUGUCAGAUUACACUCCGAGAGAACGAGAGCUAAUAAAGAAGAUAAAUGAAUUCAAUACUUACUAUGAAGGCAAGAAAAGACAACCCCUAACCAUCAAGGAGAGGACAGAUAAAUUGGUGAUAGAAGGACCACUUCGUAUAUACUGGGGGGUUGUGAAACCAAUCAAGUUACAGGAGUUUGACAACGUACCUUCAGUCCCAUCUCCGACGUCAUGGCGACACAGUUUUGUUCCUGGAGACCGAGUUCCAGAGUCAAGUCCAAGUCUAAAGAGGUCAAGAUCCCCUGAACCAUCAUCUCCCAGAGCAACAAGUAGAGGCGUGGAUGACAGUGUCAUAUUCUCCCCACCAGAUGGUGUAGUAAUGCGUAGGAAAAACAUCAAAAAAUUCAACACUGUGGCCUACCGAGGAGAUGCCCGACCCGAUAAAUGGAAAAGGGCUUCCAUAAAUGGACACAUUUAUAACUUUGAUACAAGAGUCUUCACCCCCGUACUGGGCAGCUGUACUAGUGUUACAGUAGAUAGUCAAUGUACAACGUAUGGUGCCAUCAAAACACUGCUGGAAAAAUUCAAGAUAGAGAACCAGCCUGAUGAAUACUCACUAUAUCUCGUAUCAGAGACUGAAGGUGAGACAUUGUUAAAGGAAACAGAUCACCCUCUGCUGGAGAGGAUAGCUAGGGGUCCAGAUGAGACCUCCGGGGUCAAGAUUUACCUGAAGGACCGUAUACUGACCGUCAGGAAGAACUCGCUAGUGACCCAGCCUGUUGUCGAGGAGGAAGAGGAGGAGGAGGGUGUGAUAGAACAAGAACCAGUCAAGGUGGAACAGAGUUUACCACACGAGGUUGAGCAGUUGAUUGCAAUACCAGAGCCUGUGUUACGCGGGAUACUGCAGAAAUUCAAGGAUGAUGAGGACAGGGAAAUAAGAACGAUACGAGCCAGGUAUGACCUCUCAAAGAGAAGAUUAAAGGAGAUGUUAAAAAACAAAGUGAAAAUGUGACAAACUGGCCAUAUGGAAUUAGUUGUGUUCCUUGUGUACGAACUUCAGUAUUUGGAGUGUAACACGGAGAAAAAUAGACUCUCAUGAUGCCAGCUGCCAGAAGUAUGCCAGUCAGAGACUAUGGCAAUAACCCAUUUUUGCCAGUUUCUAUCAAUAAUGAUUGAUCAAGCAGCUAUAUCAUUCAUCCAUACAUACAUGUAAUUUAGGGCAGUGAAAUAUGAUGCUCAGGUCCCAAUUGGGUCAGAAUCACUCAUUUACAUGUUUCAUGCUAACUUGACCAGUUUUCCAUCCUUCAUUGAGUACAUCGAUGUAUAGAAUACAUAAUUGUGUUCAGAUGUAUUUACUUCAAUUUGAAUUUCAGAUUUGUUAAUGUACAGUGAAAUUGUUGAAAUAUGAGAGAGAGAGAGAGAGAGAGAGAGAGAGAGAGUUUGAGCACUUGUAUUGAAUGACAUUGAGAAUGUACUGAUGCAUCUAUACUGUAAAAUAUCUCCUGUUGGAUCCACAUCAGGUGAUUGUUAACCUUGUGCGAUAGUAUUGAACUAUGAACCCUACAGACAAGUAAUUAUUACAUCUUUGUUCAGAUACACAAUUAUCUAACAUAUAAAAUGAAUUGGAAGUUUGUUGAAAUAAUAACUUGACUGUAUGAUGUUGAGUUCAGGCAACAUUCAAGUUUGUCAAGCAGUAUAUUGCAUGCUCUAGCUUAAUUAAGGCCUAAUGUCCCUCUGUUUUAAUUUCAAACAAAAAAUUAACAAUUACCAACAUUGAUUUUCAUCAACACAAAAGCAUUAGAUUCAAAUGGAAUAAGGUUGAGGUAUGAAGCAAGACUUACUUUUUCCAAAGUUAAAUUUAUGUUUAACCAUGUUAUGAAGAAAAUUUUACACAUUAAAUAGAAAGAGCUCUAAUUUAUUAUCACAGCAUAAAAUUAAAAAUAUUUAAAAAUAAUAUUUAGUGUCAUACAUAUUUUAAAAAUUCAUAUCAGAAAACACAAUGAAGCGUUGCUUUCUAAGUCGGAAUGUAUGCUUGUAAAAAAAAAAAUGUGUUCUUCAGCAAGAGUUAUCUUUCUUUAAUCUUGUUAAGAAAAGUAACACUACUAAUAAACAGCUCUGCAUACCUGUAGUACAUAAUAAAUUAUGCAAGUUUUUUAGUUCUUGUAAAGAAAUAGAAAUAUUUUAAUUUGUGUAAAGAAAAUAAAUUGUGUGCAAAUGUUUUAAGUUAGAAAACUAUAAAUAACUCUCAAAUCUUCUAGCAAUUAAAUAAAUACAAGUCAAUGUUUGAAACAUUUAAACUUCUUACCAAAAGGUGUAAUAACUGUGUAAGAAUAUUACAGUUAAUCAAGUAAACAGCUAAAUAAGUUACACCUGAUGAAACACAUUUUCGGAUAUUUUUGGAUUUAUUUCUUUGUAAAUUAUCUCUUUUAUCAGAGGGACAUUAGAUCUAAGUCCAAACUUUUUCUUGUGGAGGCUUCCAUUCCAUUUUUUUACUGACUGUAUUGGAAUGGUGUAUAGGUAAUUCAUUGUAGGUGCUCUGACAUGAAAACUGUAGAUGAAGUACUUUUUUUUUGAGUGUUUAACAUCUUUCUCCAAUAUUUCCAUUAUUAUGAAAAACAGAAUGUUGUUAGUGCUAUUGUUAGUGUUAUCAUGAGAGAAAUAUAAAAAAAAAAUUCCUGUAUAAAAUAGGGUUCUAUACAUUUUCAAACCUACAUAAUCCAGGCCACAGAAAUCUUUAGUUUCUUAGACCAAAAAAUUUCAAAAUUAAAUGUAGCAAGUUUUUAUUUUAAUUUUUUGUCUGUGAUUUUUUAAAAGC